UGGCUUUGUUAAUUGUCACCUUGCUUUCUUUAAUUCGUUGUUAUAGCCAUCGGAUCCGACAGAGAUGGCGGCAGCUUAGUUGAAUCACAUCAAGAUUCUCGCCUUCGAUCUCUUUCUUUAAUCGUUCCCUUUAAUUUCCCUGAUCUUUUCCGGGCAAAUUGGCUGCCAUGGCGACGUUAGCUCGGCUCCGUCACUCCGCCGUCGCUGCCCUUUCCCGGAAUUUGAGUCCUCCAACUCGUCAAUUUUUCUCCGGCCGAAACCCCAUUUUUUCCGGCGACUGUACUUCUUCCCAGAAGGCCGUUUCCAGUUUUUCUAAGCAAUCAAACUUGCGUUCCCUGCUUGAAUCUCGCGGCUUUUGCUCGGAAGCUGGAAGACGGAGUAGUUUCCGACCCGCGGCGGCUUUUCUGGCGGGGUGGAGAUCCCGGGUCGCCGCCGAUCCACAGUUCCCUUUCAAGGUGGCUAUGGAGCAAUUGGUGGGCGUUAGUGCCUGCGUCGCCGGAGACAUGGCGACCCGGCCCAAUUUCGGCCUCAACGAGCUGGAUUUCGUCUUCUCCACUCUAAUCGUCAGCUCAAUUCUCAACUUUGUUCUAAUGUAUAUCCUAGCGCCGACCCCAUCGGCGACCCAAUCUCUGCCGUCCAUCUUCGCCAACUGUCCCCGGAGCCACAUGUUCGAGCCGGGCAACUACGGCCCGUUCCUCCGCCUGGGCACGUUCGUUUACAAGGGAGCCCUAUUCGCCGCCGUGGGGUUCUGCGCGGGGCUGGUGGGAACCGCCAUCUCCAACGGGCUGGUGAAGAUGAGGAAGGAGAUGGAUCCGGGGUUCGAGGCGCCGAACAAGCCGCCGCCGACGAUCCUCAACGCGGCUACCUGGGCAAUUCAGAUGGGGGUUAGCAGUAAUUUGAGGUACCAAGCGUUGAACGGGAUCGAAUUCUGGAUGGCGAAGGCGGUUCCGCCAUUGGUGUUUAGGAGCUCCGUGGUGGUGAUACGAUGUUUGAAUAACGUUGUCGGAGGAAUGUCGUUUGUUAUGUUGGCUAGGCUCACGGGUUCUCAGAGUGUAGCGAAUCAAGAAAAAGAAAAGGUAACUGCCCCCCAGUGAUGAUUUAUUAGCCAUGCUAUGUUAGCUUAAUUGCUUCGCUCUUCUUUCUAUUUUUCGUUUUUCAUCAUGUACUGGUAUUUAUAUCUCCCGAAAUAAUAAGGCUAAUGUAAUCAAGUCUAGUCUAAAUGGAUCAUGAUGGUUUCGCAACCUAAGACGGUUAGUUGGUUAGCCAACAUUAUUUGCGUCG
Messenger RNA from Ipomoea nil (Japanese morning glory), 1281 nucleotides. RefSeq names its product protein RETICULATA-RELATED 3, chloroplastic-like. Bases 168 to 1094 code for a protein of 308 amino acids. The transcript has a single exon. The record is from RefSeq and is a predicted model, not a curated record. NCBI's taxonomy places the organism in Eukaryota, Viridiplantae, Streptophyta, Magnoliopsida, Solanales, Convolvulaceae.